AUGGAUUAAAGUAUUAACUAGUAAAACUGGGAAUCUCUUCUUGUUUAAGAGCUUUUCAACAAUGAAAUCCUUGAUUUUAUAGAUAAUGGAUUGAAUACAAAACCUUAAUAGCUUCUUUACCUACUUUUCAAGUUAAUGUAGGGUUUAAAACUAAAUAAAUAACAUCAAAAUAGUAACUCAUCAGAAUCUAAUUCUGGUUUCAAAUUAUUACAUGUAGAAGAUGAAAAUGAUGAUUAAAAGCUAGAAUAUUUUUUGAAAAAUACAAUAACUACUUAUGAUUAGAAUAUUUAAACUAUUGUAAAUUGCUAAGAAUUAGUUAAAGCAAAAGAGGAAUAAUAUAAAUAUUUAGUUAGAUUAGAUGAUUAAAUAAAAUAAAAUUGUUUGAAGCUUGAAUUUAGCUAACAGAGUUAGCUAUAUGAUUUUCAUUAAUAAUGUGUGAAUGGCUAAUGGAAAAAUUACAAUCUUAUUUCAUUUUAUCUAUUUAUCUCUCUGGGAAAAAGUAAGAUAUGGCCCAGACUAUUCAAAGAUAUAAAAUCUGGUAAAAAAGUUGAGCGUCAAUGGCAAAUACAUUAAUUUUUCGAUUAAUUUAGAAAUGACUUUAGUAGCAUUGUUAAAUAAGGCUUUAAUUCAUCUGUCAUAUCAAAGAAGCAUCAAAAGGAAAUUGACAAACAAACAAUCAUUCAAAAAAGCAAUAACUCCUUUAUAUAAGCUGUUAGGGAUAAUCAAUUUGAAAAAGUCUAGUAAAUGCUAGUAGAUGGUACAAACAUAGAAGCAAUUGAUACAGUAGAAUAAUUUACAGCAGCACAUAUUGCUUGUGAUGUGGGUAAUAUGGAAAUGAUAAGAUUACUUGAUUCUUACAAUUGUAAUUGGGAAGCCCUAGACCAUGAAUAAAUGACACCGUUAUAUUAUGCUAUAAGAGGAGAAAAUUUACCUACUGUCAAAUUUUUAGUUGAAGAAAAAAAGGUUAAUAUAGAACAUAAAGAAUUCAUGCAUAGAACUCCUUUUUACUGGGCUUGCUGCCUAGGAAACCUUAGGAUCAUAAGAUUUUUAACAGAAGCAGGAGCAGACAUCAAUGCAAAGACUAAACUAAUGAGAACAGCACUUAAUAAAGCUUGCUUUCUUGGAAGAGCAGAUGUAGUUUCCUACCUCUUAUCUCAGCCUUAAAUAGAUUUUGAAUGGGGAGAUACUAAAGGAAGAAAUCCACUUCAUAACGCUAUUUUUGGUCCUCGAGGUGGCAGGGAAGGAAAAAAAGUGGGAACUUUUGGAAAGGAUUGCCCUGAAGCUGCUCUUCUACUUUUAGAGAAAGGGGUAAAUGUUGAUGCUGAAGAUGUUGAUUAAUCUACUCCUUUACAUAUAGCCUGUAGCUCUGAAGCAUUGGAAAGUAUUCCUCUUUUAAUUGCAUAUGGCGCAGAUGUAAAUAAACAAAAUAAGUUUGGUGAUACAGCCUUGCAUUUUGCUUCUCGUUUCGGACAUAUUAAAACAGUUAUUAUGCUCAUAGAAUAGUUUAAUGCUCUAGUUUUAGAAGACUGUAAAGGAUUUACAGGAUUAGACAACGCUCUUAUUGGUAAUCAUCUUGACAUUUAUACAUAUUUAAUUGAAAAAAUAGCGAAAGAAUUCAUUUAAACGCCAGAUUAAAAAUAUCGACAUCUUAAGAAUUUAAUAAAGUAGCAUGAGAAUAAAACUCAAAAACUGUAUCUUUAAUUAUUCCUAAAUAAUGUUGUAACUAUUGAUGAUUAUUAAUACUUUUUUUCAAAUGAAAUUAUUGAAAUGCUUCCCUUGCUUAGGGAUGUUGAUAUGUUUGAUAUGCUUUCUUAAAAAUUCAAACCAUUUUUUGUUGAAGAAGAUUAAAUUAUAAAUUUGCUGCUGAUUGUAAUUAAAUCAAGGAAAAUUGAGUUUUUUAACAAAUUAUUUGAAAGUUUUAUAGAUGUCUUUUAGAAAUUUGAAUUUAAUAAUGUAAAUGAAAUUUUACACAACAUCCUAGAGUAUAAUGACAGAGAAAUAGUUUAAAUAGCAUUUACUUUAAACUUAAAUAUCUUUGAUUACAGGAAUUAAAACUAAACAAAUAAUUCCUUUUUACAUGAUUUGGUACAAAGAAGAAAAACAGGUGUUAUAAUAAACUUUAUUAAAGUGAUAAAUAAUAAAUAUCCUUAGAGCUAAUUGAAAAAUAAAUUUUUAAUUGAGAAACAAGGAGAUUUGGACUUUAUGAAAAAAUUUGUUUUAAUGAAAAAUGAUGUUAAUAUGAAUUGUAUAGAAUAAGCUGUUAUUUUAAAGUUUUUUGACAUUUAUAAUCUUUUGGAGUAAUUUUGUGUCAAAAAUCUUAACUUUGAUAAACAGCUCGUUGAAUUUUAAAUUCCUGAGUAUGAUAUCGUAGGAAUCGAAGAUUAUUUAAAAUCAUUAAAAGAUAAAGUUUCAGAAAAUGUUUACAUGCAGGAAAAAUAACACUAUUGCUAUCUAAUAGAACCUGAAAUGAAAUUUAAUCUUAACAGACCUUUAUUAGAAUAAAUUAUUUAGGAGGUAGAUGAAUCAAAAAAAGUAGAAAUUUAUGAGUUACACAAUCAAAAUGACUCUUAGUUCUAUUAAGAAAUAAAUAGUAUUUCUUUUGAUAAAAAACCAUUACAUAUAAAAAAUAAAAUGAAUUCUUUACCUUCCAUAUUUGUAGAUAAAGAAGAGUAACUUAUAGAAAAAGUUAUUCCAGAUCUUUUAUAGCAUUAAAUCAUAGGUAUAGAUCUAGAAUAUUGGACAGAUAAUAAAGAUUAGAAAUUAUCUUUCAUAUGCACUCUAUAAUUGUCUACUUUAUCAUCAAAUUUUGUUAUCGAUAUUCUUAAUCUCAGUAAAUCAGUAUCUGUACAUCUAAAGAGCAUAUUUGAAUCUCCUAAAUUUGUUAAAGUAUUUCAUGGUGGUGAAACAGAUUUAAAACUACUAAAAAAAGAUUUAAACUUUAAUUUAGUAAAUAUAUUUGAUACUGCAAAAGCUUAUCUUAAACAAAAUAAAGGAGCUGGAUCAGUUUCUUUAAGUUCUCUUAGUUAGUAGUAUUUAAAUUAUAAUGUUGAUAAAUAGUACUAAACUUCUGAUUGGAGGAUAAGACCUCUCCCAAAGCCGAUGCUUAAUUAUGCAAUGUAUGAUUCUUUUAUAACUUUGAUAUUAUUUUUUGUUAUGAAAUCUACAAUAUCCUAAGAAGAUUUAAGCAUAAUAGCAAUAAGUUGUAACAAAAUGUGUAUUAAAUAGCUAGAAAAAUCUUCGUUUGAUUUUAAUAAACUAUUUUUAAUUAAAGAUAACUAAAAUAUAUAAUGA
This is a messenger RNA of Tetrahymena thermophila SB210, 3291 nucleotides long. RefSeq names its product 3'-5' exonuclease. Lineage: Eukaryota; Ciliophora; Oligohymenophorea; Hymenostomatida; Tetrahymenidae. The record is from RefSeq and is a predicted model, not a curated record. The transcript is spliced from 11 exons. Gene Ontology annotation, biological process: nucleobase-containing compound metabolic process. Gene Ontology annotation, molecular function: protein binding; 3'-5' exonuclease activity; nucleic acid binding.